Molecule: messenger RNA, 1608 nt
Organism: Paramuricea clavata
Lineage: Eukaryota; Metazoa; Cnidaria; Anthozoa; Malacalcyonacea; Plexauridae
Source: the annotation of a GenBank genome assembly
AUGACUCAAAGUAGGAAUAGAAAUCCCGAUGUUCGAUCUAAAGCCCCUUUAGAGCUUGUGCACAUUUAUCUUGCUGGUCCAGUUGACCCUAUGUCAAAGGAAGGAUUUAGAUAUACUAUAGCUUUCACUGAUGAUUAUUCAGGUGCUGUGUUUGUGUAUUUUCUUAAAAAUAAGAGUGAUACUGUCGAGGCCACAAAGAAAUUCCUAGCUGAUUCUGCCCCAUAUGGAAAUGUUAAACGAAUAAGGUCAGAUAAUGGUGGUGAAUUUAUUUCCAAUAAAUUUAAAUCUCUUCUAAGUGAAAACAAAAUAAAACACGAGACCUCAGCACCUUACUCGCCUCACCAGAAUGGGACAGCUGAGCGUCAUUGGAGGACCCUAUUUGAGAUGGGUAGAUGUAUGCUUAUUCAGGCAAAUCUAGGUAAAGUGCUAUGGCCAUAUUCGAUUAUGGCAGCUGCGUACAUCAGGAAUAGGUGCUACAAUAAUCGCCUAAAGCAAACACCCUAUUUUGCUCUUACUGGUCGAAAGCCAAACUUAGCAAAUAUGAGAGUGUUUGGCAGUGUAUGUUGUGCUUAUGAGCAGGAUAAGCAAAAACUAGACCCCCGGUGCAAAAAGGGUAUUUUCGUGAGUUUUGAUAAGGAUAGCCCUGCUUACUUAGUGUACUUUUCAGAAACUGGAAAAGUACUCAAGUACAGAGUAGUGAAAUUCGCUACAAAGAAUGUUAGUGAACAGGAAACCCAAACCGAGGACACAUCAAGUGUUGAUUUUAGGAUGUCCCAGGACAAUAAUGGUCCAUGUAAUUCCUCGGAUGUUCAGAACCCAGGGCCCACCCAUGAAGGCCCUUGCCAACAGACCGAGGAGUCUGAUGAACCUGAUCAACAGACUGAAGAGUCUGAUGAGAGUAAGGCAGAUAUGAAUUUACAAUCUGAUGAUGGUAUAGGUCACUCACGACGUGAAAGAAAACCCCCAUCAUAUCUUAGUGAUUAUAUUACAAAUGUCCAAAUUGGGACGGAUCAGGUAUCGGGCGAUGUUGAUUACUGUUAUAAGGUAUCAGGUUUUCCAGAAACAUAUCAGGAAGCUAUAGAAUCUCCUGAUGCAGAGCUUUGGAAAGCUGCAAUGAGGGAGGAAAUGAAUUCUCUAAAUGAGAAUAACACAUUUACUUUAACAGCAUUGCCAGAGGGUCGGCAAACAGUGGGCGGUAGAUGGGUGUACACCAUCAAGGAAAGCCCAAGCAUGGCUAAAAGAUAUAAAGCCAGAUAUGUGGCAAAAGGUUAUAGUCAAAUAAAAGAUAUUGACUAUCACGAAACUUUUGCUCCAACUGCAAAUCUAACAACAAUCCGAGCUUUAAUGCAAAUUGCUGCAAAGCAGGAUUUAAUUUUACAUCAAAUGGAUGUAAAAACUGCGUAUCUCAAUGCUCCCAUUGAUUGCGAGAUAUACAUUGAGCAGGCUGAAGGUUUUGAAACCCCUUCCAAUUCUGGAGAGAAAUUGGUAUAUAAGUUGAACAAAUCUUUGUAUGGUUUGAAGCAAUCCGGACGGAAUUGGAAUAGCAUGUUGCAUAAGUAUUUAAUCGAAAACAAUUUUGUGCAAAGUAAUGUUGAUCACUGUUUGUAA